Molecule: messenger RNA, 684 nt
Organism: Guillardia theta CCMP2712
Lineage: Eukaryota; Cryptophyceae; Pyrenomonadales; Geminigeraceae
Exons: 6
Coding region: 52-594 (180 amino acids)
Biological process (GO): late endosome to vacuole transport via multivesicular body sorting pathway; protein targeting to vacuole
Source: RefSeq, a predicted model, not a curated record
AGGGGAGUUGCAAUGGAGGAUACGCGGCGGGCGACAUGCCUAGUGGCAGGGAUGGCGUUCGGAGUGGCAUGGCUUGUUUUCAUAGACAGCAUUAUCCAAUACAACACGUGUUUGGACCGGGUGAAUGUAGAUGACAUCUGUGCAUGGGGAAAGCCUCCGAACAACCAGACAAUUGCACACGCUUCUGACAGAAAUGUCCUUCUGAUGACUACUCCAGCCCCUCCUCAAUGGCCUGCCAUCACUGGACGACCUGCGCUGGUCUACCUGCCAGGGGUGCUCGGAGCAGUUGCGCUGUUCAUGGUGAACACAGUGGAGCCCUAUCAACUUUCCAUGUCCUACGCGGAGAUGGUGGAAGGGGCCUCGCCUACUGCCCUCAAGAUCUGGUUGUUCGUCGGCAUGCUCGCUGGUCUCACCUCCAUCAUCCUCAGCGUUUGGGUUCUUCUCGACGUCUACAUGCGCGAUCCUGCGCUGCAUCAUGAACCAGCCAUUGCUGCCAUCGUGCAGUCUGUCUUCAUCUUCGUUUCCUCCGGCAUCUUUUGGGUCGGCCGUUCGUAUGGAGAGGAUGACUUGUGGGGAAGCGACCCCUUGCUUUGAGAGAAUCAUGUGACUUUGUCUUUUCUUGUAUCAUAAUCUCAAUGUAGAACUUAAGUCGAUGUUUCCUGCGAUUGUUUGAAUAAGUUUGCA